This is a messenger RNA of Lachancea nothofagi CBS 11611, 1149 nucleotides long. NCBI's taxonomy places the organism in Eukaryota, Fungi, Ascomycota, Saccharomycetes, Saccharomycetales, Saccharomycetaceae. The record is from the annotation of a GenBank genome assembly.
AUGAGGCCAGCUUCUCGCAUAUCAAGAGCCUUAAAUAUUCUUCAGCGCUUGUACACCACUUCGCCGACACCUUUGAAUAUUUUAUUCUUUGGCUCUGAUCAAUUUAGCAUUCAUUCACUAAAUGCACUUCACCAGUUGAAGAACGAAGCCCCAGAUUUGAUUGGUGGGCUACGAGUAGUGACCAAACCCACUAAGAAAUGCGGCAGAAACUUAUCGGUCACCAAGACUGUCCCUAUAGCCGACUUCAAUGCUAAAUUAGGCCUUCCGCCAAUUAUAGAGUGCGAUUCAAGAGAAGAGAUGCUGGGUGUAGUGAUGAAGGCGCUUCAAAGCGAGAGAUAUGACAUGAUUGUUGCCGUUUCGUUUGGGAAACUGAUUCCAAAGGAGCUUUUGAGUAAGGUACCGUAUACACUCAACGUACAUCCUUCCCUGCUCCCGCGCUACAAGGGCUCGUCACCAAUCCAGUACGCAUUAUUGGAACAAGACGAUGUGACUGGGGUAUCCAUACAAACACUGCAUCCUGAAAAGUUUGACUGUGGAAAAAUUAUCGCCCAAACACAGCCCCUAAAGCUUAAAAAGUUACUUGAAGAGACAAGCGUUUCUGAGCUUGAUUUAAGCUCUUACGCAAGCUCCGACGCUACGCCCAAGGUGAACAAAUUAAUGGAUAGUCUGGGCUACCGAGGGUCUGAGCUUUUAGCCGAUGUGAUAAGAAACCGACUUUACGAUUCUCGCGAGGGCCUGGUCCCGCCGUAUGCCGAGAGUUAUGCGCCAAAAAUCACCACACAGAUGCGGCAGAUACAAUGGGCCUCGGAUACGGCUCUUAGAACUCUCAGCAAAUUUGAAGCACUCGGGUCUACGUUUGCUCUCAAAGAAACCGGCAAAAAGAAUCACGACACAAAAUUGAAGCGUGUUAUAUUCCACUCUUUGACAAGAUAUGAAAGCGAACCUGUGCCAUCAACACUAGGACUUCAGACGGGAUCUUUCGAAUACGAUGCAACACAGAAAUGUGCAGCACUGCGAUUUUCAGACGGUAACUGUCUCAAGUGCACUAAGAUACAAUUCGAGGGCUUUAAAAUCGAAAGCCCUGAGCAGUUUUUCAAGAGUCUUCGCAAGAGAUGCGGUACGCUCAGCUACAAGAUGAAUUUUGUGUAA